Messenger RNA from Frankliniella occidentalis (western flower thrips), 3086 nucleotides. RefSeq names its product sarcalumenin. The record is from RefSeq and is a predicted model, not a curated record. Gene Ontology annotation, molecular function: GTP binding. The transcript is spliced from 10 exons. Bases 375 to 1712 code for a protein of 445 amino acids. NCBI's taxonomy places the organism in Eukaryota, Metazoa, Arthropoda, Insecta, Thysanoptera, Thripidae.
AGGAAGUAACUGAGGGUGCUGAGUCCGUAGAGGACGCAGCUGAGGGUGCAGAGUCCACAGAGGAAGCAGCUGAAGGUGCUGAGUCAGCAGAGGAAGCAACUGAAGGUGCUGAGUCCGCAGAGGAAGUAACUGAAGGCGCUGAGUCUGUUGAGGCAGAGGCGGCAAGUGGGGAAUCCAAGGAGGAGGCAUCUGAGGGUGGCGAUUCAAAGGAAGAAACCACAGAAUCGGUUCAAGAGGAGACCGCAGACAAAGAUGACAAAGAGGCAGUGGAUGAGCCUAUUGCAUCUGCAGAAUCGGCCGAGGAAGUGGAAUCGCAGGCAGAGGGUGAAGAAGAGAGCAAAGAAACUGAAGAACUGCCAGAGGAAGACUUAACAAUGGAACUUGAAAUUCCCGAGAAUCUAAGACCAAGACAACAUAUUGGACAUAUUCUUAAACUUGACGAAGAGUCGGCCGAAUCCGAGGUUGUACUGGAAAAAGUAACAGACGCAACACUACGAGAAUUAAAACGUCUUUACGACACUGCAAUCAAACCACUAGAGCUUCUCUACAAGUACCGCGACCUCAGCAACAGGCACUUUGGAGACCCAGAAAUAUUUUCCAAACCACUGAUUUUGUUUAUGGGACCAUGGAGUGGAGGCAAAUCAACCAUAAUCAACUAUUUGCUUGAUAAUGAAUACAAUCAGCUUUCACUGAGGACAGGUGCUGAACCAUCCCCUGCCUAUUUCAACAUUCUUAUGCAUGGCGAACGCAGUGAGAUUUUAGAUGGUACCCAGUUAGCUGCAGAUUGGACAUUCUCUGGACUACAAAAGUUUGGGCAAGGACUCUUAGACCGUCUUAGGGGAGUAAAACUCAAGUCCCCCCUAUUGGAAAAGGUAAACAUAGUGGAGAUUCCUGGCAUCCUGGAAAUCAGGAAGCAAGUGGAGCGCAUGUUCCCAUUCAAUGACGCUUGUCAGUGGUUUAUUGACAGAGCAGAUAUUAUAUUCCUUGUCUAUGACCCAUCUAAAUUGGAUGUUGGACCAGAGACAGAGGCUAUUCUUGACCAGCUAAAAGGAAGAGAGUACCAAACUCGCAUCAUCCUCAACAAAGCAGACCAGGUUAAACCAGAGGAGUUGAUGAGAGUACAGGGCACACUCAUUUGGAACAUCAGCCCGCUGAUGUCAAGCGCAGAGCCACCCAUAAUGUACUCCACUUCCUUAUGGUCAAUGCCGUAUGAGAAUGGAGCACCAAUCCGCUUACUGCAGGCUCAAGAGCAUGCAUUCCUACGAGACUUAAGAGAAGCUAUCAAUAAAAGAGUGGAUAACAAGAUAGCAAGUGCACGCCGUUUUGCUGUUCGUGUGCGUAAUCAUGCUAAAAUGGUGGACUGCUACUUGACCACCUAUUAUAACCACAAAUCAUUCUUUGGCAACAAGAAGAAGACUGCAGAUGAUAUUAUUGAACAUCCUCAGGACUAUCACAUUUAUGAAGGACUGAGUACUCUCACCAAUAUUUCUCGCUACGAUUUACCAGACCCAGAAACAUAUCGCGACUUUUUCAAACUCAAUCCUCUCUACGAAUUCCAACAAUUGGCAGCAACCUGCACAUACUUCAGAGGAUGCCCUAUUAACAGACUUGAUGUUGCAAUUGCCUAUGACUUGCCCGAAUUAGUGGGGAAAUAUAAGAUGAAUGUUGAAGACGCACUAGAGCAACAUGAGAAGAAACAACCUAAAAGUUGAGAUCAUAUAAUGAGGUGAAGAAGCCCAAGGACUAAAAGCCUUCUCUUGAAAAGGUGAGGUUUCGACUAUGAAUCAAAGUGACUUCAAUGUAUACUUUUCUGGCAUAAGACCUUUGCAAUUAAAUAAAUCUAGAAGUCACAAAGUAAUCUUUUUGUCAUAAAUGCAACUUAUACCAAGAUCUCUGUCAUUCAUGUAGUUUUUCUAAAUCAACAACAGAGGUCAAGUACAAGCUGAUAAAAGUUCAUUUUCUUUUUCAAGUUCCUUUUUUAAGCUUUGUAUGCUGAUAUAAAUAAUAGGAACUGCAUGUUAGACUUGUAAAUAUUUGAUUUUUGUUGUAAGUACAAAUGUGAUGUGAUACCAUUUACAAUACUGCGGGGUCCAUGCACACUUGUACAGCAUUUCUAAUUUUGUUUUUUUCCUAGUCAAAAAACUAAUAACACGUUUCAAAGGCAAGGUUCCUGAAUCUUCUAUGGGCUACAGGCCAUACGCCUCUACCCAUGUAAUAAGACAGAGUUGAAAACAGCUGUCCUUUGACAGCAAAAUGUGAUACCUUGUUGACUUAAUGACUGACCACUGACCAGUAGCCCGGCCAGUCUCAUGAAGCAUAAUCAAGUAAAAUCUUAUAGCAUGUUAUCUCAGGGCUUCAUUUUCCUUAGAAAACUGAGGCUUCUGAGAAGGUGCAAUAAGCUGGUGUAGUAAGCCAAGUGAGAAAAGCAACAGUCAUCAUUCCUUGACAGAGCUCUCCAGUGAAAAGCGUAAGUCUUAGCACCAGAUCUCAUUUUGUGCUGUAUAAAAUCAUUUUAAAAACAGAAAAAGUUCCAUAGAGUUUUGAAACAAUUUGGCAUACAGCAACUAAAUACAUGCUACUACCAAUGUGAUGAAUCAGCCUGAGUUAUAUUUGAGUUCAUUGCCAAACACUGGAAGUCAAAAACGUUUAAAACUCUGUGAAAUAAACAUGAAAUAAAAAAAAAAUAGCAGCAAAAAAUUUGUUAGCCAAAGUGUGAUGGGGCAAGUCAAAUGGGUUCAGCCCACUUACAAAAAGAGGAGUGCGCUAUUAUCCAUAAACGCUGGAGUAAGCUUGGAGAGCACUAACAACUUUCAAUCCCUUUGUUGGCAGGGUUUAACAUUUAAGUUAUUCUCAUGUUUCUGAUCGCAGUGAAUUAUUUAUGGAACAUCAAGUACCAAAGUGACAUGACUGCAUAGUAAUGAGGUAAUUUUUAAGAUGCUAUGUAAAUAAUUAUCAUGUCCAGUCUAAGGUUGUGAGAGGCAGGGCCAAAUGCUGUGAGUGUAAAUUAAAAAAGUAAUGUGUACAGGUAUGAUUUAAGAGAAGAAUUUUUUAAGAAAAUCUAAUAAAAAUCAAUAAAAGUCAAGAAA